GUGCGUGUGUACGUCUUGUUCCAGUUGAGUCCAGAAAGCAGACAGCAAAUGGAGGGACUUUGAAGUACUCGGGCACCACAUUUCUCCGAACAACAGACACCGCUUUUACUUUCACUUUGACAGACUUUGGAGAGGAAAGGACCCUCACCAUGGCUGCUGCUGCUGCUGCUACAUCUACAUCCACCACCAAAGGCAGCCUGAGAGAGGACUUGACAUGCGCCAUAUGCUGUGACCUGUUCAGGGAGCCUGUCAUGCUGGCCUGUAUGCACCACUUCUGCAGGCCCUGCAUCUCCAGGUACUGGAGGGGAACCCAGGGGCCGGUAAGCUGCCCGCAGUGCCGCAAGGAGUUCAGCUCUAAGCAGUUUCAAACGAACUACCUUGUGACAGCCAUGGUGGAGAAGGUCCGGGUCACCACCUCGGACACGUACAUCAAGAACCUAGAGAAACAACUAAAAGACACUUUGGAGAGUUAUCGCCUGAAGAAGGAGGACUUCAUCAAUAGUAUUCACAAAAACAAAGACAAGAUGGAUACCAUAAAGAGAGUCGGAGCAGAUCUGCAGGCCCAUGUCAGAGGGGAAUUCAGAGCUCUCCACCAGAUCCUGCACGAUGAGGAGACCUGUGCACUGGAGCAGCUAAGGAGAGAGCAGGAGGAGGAGCUGCAGAAAGUCCAGCGCCACCAGGAGGCCACGGAGGCAGCAGUGAGGGAGCUGGAGGAGAAUAUGAGAGCACUGCAGCAGGCUAGCGCUGCCACUGAGAACAUCAUACUCGCUGAGCUCCCACAGCUGAGGCCAUGUGCUCAGGUGGAUAUUGCCCCAGAGUUUGAUACAAAUGCUUUCCAAAACAAGUACAUGGCCCCGUUACAGUACAUCACAUGGAGAAAGAUGUUCAAGUCUUUGAAUCCAGGUCCUUCCCCAUUAACGUUUGAUGUCGACACGGCACACCCGAACAUUCACGUCUCCAGGGACAAAACCGCGGCAGUCGAAUGUGACGUCAUGAUCCCACAUCAGGACCACAACAAGCGGUUCCUGCAGUGCGUCAACAUUCUGGCUGCCCAGAGCUUCCAGUCAGGCCGACACUACUGGGAGGUAGAGGUGGGUUCCAAACCCAAGUGGGACCUGGGCGUGGCGUCCGAAGCCAUAGACAGGCACGCUCGGAUCAAGCUGAGCCCCGAGAGCGGCUACUGGACGCUGCGGCUGCGCAACGGGAGCGAGUACUCGGCCGGCACGCAGCCCUGGACGAGGCUGCAGCUCAGAUCAUCACUUCACAGGCUCGGGGUUUUCUUAGACUGUGAGGAGAGGAGGGUGUCCUUCUACAACGCCGAUGACAUGUGUCUGCUCUACUCGUUCACCAACGGGCCGCGGGGCAAGGCGUUGCCCUUCUUCAGCCCGUGCAUUAGUGACAGCAGUCAGAAACCCCCGCCUAUCAAACUCCUCCACUACCCGCCUGUCGCUCUGUCGGGCUAACAUGAGUGCAAUCAAUAUAAAGCUUUUCAGUAUGCAAGAGCGGUCUAUUCACUUAUUGACCAAUGACAUUUAUCACUCUAUUGAAAGCCAUUGUCAGCAUUGCGUUUCUGUAUCACACAAGUUUAAAGUUUCAAAUUGUUGUUUUCCAUGCGUUAAUGAU
Molecule: messenger RNA, 1623 nt
Organism: Anoplopoma fimbria (sablefish)
Lineage: Eukaryota; Metazoa; Chordata; Actinopteri; Perciformes; Anoplopomatidae
Gene: trim105
Product: tripartite motif containing 105
Exons: 7
Coding region: 150-1463 (437 amino acids)
Molecular function (GO): metal ion binding; protein binding
Source: RefSeq, a predicted model, not a curated record